GACUCCUGCUCCAGAGUCCACGGAUGGGGACCUGCAGCGAAUUGUGAGGAGCAACUAAGAGGCCAUGAUUGACUGGCACAAUGGCACAGCACCCGGCCAGCAGGAGGAUGAGGGCAGCGCUCAGGAGAGGUCAGAGUGUGUGCUGGCAUACAUCCCUGUCGUCUACUACAGUACUCUGUUGUGUGUUGGAGUGCCAGUGAACAUCCUGACGUUGGUGGCUCUUUACCGGCUGGCUGUUCGUACACAGAAGGCCUUGUACGUGUACCUUCUUGCUCUAACCGGCUCGGACAUCCUCAGCCAGCUGUUUAUCAUCUUUGUGGGCUUCCUGUUAGAAACGGCUGUGUUUCAUCGAGACGUCCCUGUGCUGCUGCUGAGGUCGGUUAGUAUGAUGGAGUUUUCUGCCAAUCAUGCAUCUAUCUGGGCUACCGUUCCCCUCACGGUGGACCGCUAUGUCGCUUUGUGCCACCCGCUACUCCACCGGCAGAUCAGUUACCCGGCACGGGCCCGGCGGAUCAUCGCAGUGGUGCUCACAUUGGCGCUGGCAUCCGGCGUGCCAUUCUUCUGGUGGUCGGACAUGUGGAGGGUCAGUCAUGCGCCAAACAGCUUGGAUACCGCCUUGAUUUGGACCCACGUAACUAUUAUUUACUUCCUUCCGUGCUGCAUCUUCCUGGUACUGAACUCUUUGAUCAUCUUGAGGCUCCGGAAGAGACAGCGGCAGCAGAUGUGCCAAGACGAGAGCGGGCAGCAGCUGGCAGUGCCAAGCAAGCUGGGUAAAACCACAGUUAUGCUCCUAGCAGUGACUUCUGUGUUUGCUGUCCUGUGGGCGCCUCGUACCGGAGUGGUGCUCUACCAUCUCUACGUGUCAUCGGUGCACAACGAUUGGCGGGUACAUCUAGCAUACGACUUAGCCAAUAUGUUAGCCAUGCUAAACACUGCUGUGAAUUUCUUUCUGUACUGUUUUGUCAGCAAACCCUUUAGAGGGGCGGUGAGGGACGUCCUGUUGUUCCGGGGGCCGCUUUUGCACCCACGCCGCCCCCUACAUCACCAGCGCACUGCUGUCAAUGCCUCCACCUCUUCUAUUUCCAGCUCCAAACGUUCCCAACGAGAGGUCACCCCUCUCUCUGCCAAAAGGGCAGACAUCAAGAUAUAGUCCUGCUUAAAGGGAAUGUUCACUUAAAAAUGAAAAUUCUGUUAUCAUUUAAUCACCCUCAUGUUGUUUUAAACCUGUAUGGCUUUUCUUAUUGUCCAUACAGUGAAAGUCAAUAGCGUACAAUGUGGUUUUGGAUGCCAUUAAAUAUCAUUAUUUUAACACUUCUUUGGAGUAGCUUCUUUGGUGUUCUGAAGAAGAAAGAAUACAGCUUUGGAGUGAAAGUUUAAGUCAGUAAAUGGUGACAGAAUUUUCAAUUUUGGGCGAACUAUCCUUUUAAGCCCCAACAAAAGCAUGGUGUUGUUUUCAAAUUAGUGGCUUUUAUGGAUUUAAAAAGUUAAAGGUGCGGUCACAUUAGCGAAAUGUCACAUGCAAAAAAAGUGCAUUGUUUAUUGUCAAUAGUGUAGCAACGUGUGAAGCACAGCUCACACAGAAUUCACUUUCAAACAAGCAGCUUUCUGUUUGUCCAAGUGACCAACUCGAAUUUUGUGCAAGUUCCACGUGGAACUUUUUCGUCGUCUUGCAAAACUCCUAAUGGCAUAGAUUCCUAUUGCAUUGACUGGAUUUCGGCCGUGAAAUUUCAUCAAGCAACAGACCACAGUGUAAUUGUGCAUGAUUUGGCGUCCCCAACAGAAUAGAAAAAACACUGACUUGUUUCCCACAUAAUAAAAUAUCCUCAUAAUGAUCAGUCCAGAUUAGUGACCUGAGAGAUCACCGUUUACGGUGCCAAUGAUAUUAACUUUGUUUUGCUGAUAAGACAAGGAAGCUUUGCAGGACAUCAUGGAUAUCAAGACAUAACCAUUCCAGAAAAGAUUGUAUUUUGUUCUGCAGCGCUUACUUGUCUUUUGCACUGAUCUGCAUAUCUGUGUUAUUUAUUGUCCUGUCCUCUGCGGGGAUAAGAAAACAUACUACAGUAUUUAUGAAACAAAGAUAUUUGGCUCAUCAAAUGAGUACUACUAUGUCUUGUCAUUUUCCAUAAAUGGCUAUCCUUUUAAGGAAUAGGUUGAAAUAUGAAUAUUCCGUCAUCAUUUAUACACCUUUGUGCCAGUCCAAACCUGUAAGACUUACUUUCUUCUUUGAAACACAGGUUGGUGGAACACGCUUUUCUAUAUAAGGAAAGUAAAUGGUGAUGUAAACUAUCAAGCACCACAGUGACAAAAAAACAGCAUAAAUGUAUUGUAAAACUGCUGCAUAUUGUAAAAGAUUAUCAAGGUGUUUUAAAGCCAUUAGAUAGUUUUGUGUUAGAAAAGGCUGAAAUUCAGUCAUUAUAUGAAAAUGUUUCUUUAAAUUUGCAUUCAUUCAAAUAUGACACUGGCAUAUAUUACAUAAGUUUUGACAUCUAUGAUGAUGGUCGUGUCACAUUGACAUCAAAAACAGGACGAGUGGUCCAGACAGUUCAAAAAUUCGCUUUUUUACCUUUGGUAGGUAACAUAAGGAUGAGUAAAUGAUGACAGAUUUUUUUUGUUUGUUUUUUUUUUGUUUGUUUUUUUUGAGUGAACUAUUCCAUUUAAUUGUUGUAUUUUGAUAUUGUAAGAAUGAGUCAUGUAUUUAGUGUUUUUAUAAAUGUUGCUCAUAUUGUAGAUGAAUGAAGUUAUUUAAACACAUACAAUAGUGUUUCAUUAACAGACUUGUCUCAUUAAUUUAUGAUCUAUCAUUCCAUACUACAGAAUAUUUUUAUUGGUAGAUUUGAAGCCAUCUGAAAUCUACUCAAGACAUCUUAAUGCACUAAACACCACACAAUUUUCCAUUUGAAUGUAAUUAGUAUAUAUAUUUUUUUUUUGGAUCAAACUUAAGACAUGGUUCCAUAAAGUUCAUAAUGUUCUGAUCAAGACCUUUCUUGCAGUUGCAUGACUAAAUUAAACCCUUUCAGAGCCCAUCCAGUGAGGCAGAGCAAGAUGGUUGACCUUUUUAACCCCAGUGUGCAAACUGCAGAAGCUAGCUUAGCUGUUUAUUUUCAGUGCAUGGCGACUGGAUGAGGCUUUAAAAGGGGCUUCGACGUGGGAACACAACGAGUGAAGACACCACUGUACAAACAGACCCAUCUGAGGAGCUCAGGCUCUGCUGAACAAAGCCAGCCUUGAGUUUCUGUGCACCCAUGCAGCAACAGCUAAAAUUUCCAUUUGCUAGAAUUCAACAAAUAGAGAAGGCCGUAGCGCCAAACACUAGUCCGAAAGUCCAGUAGAUCAGUAAUACACGGUGCGUAGAUCCAAAAAAUAUGAAGAUUAAUAGACCAAAAAAUCCGCACUCAUCCAAAUAGCCCAAAAAGGCUUAUCAUUUAUUAUUCAGAGGUCAUGAAAAGUGUUUUCAUGUGUUUUCAAAUACAUGGUAUUUUUGCACUUUUCAUCAAAAAACUUUUCAUCACCAGGAUCACCAUAGAUGUGCUGGGGUCAGUUAUAUUACUCUGUAAUUUGUUAUCUGAUCAGAUAUCGUGCAGUACUUGAACCAGCAUGAAGCUACUUAAGGAGAGCAGAUUGAGAUCUUUAGGUUCAGCUCAAUCUAAAUGCAGUAAAAAUAUGGUACAACGACCAAAGUUUUGAUGUUUUCACGUACACACUUGCCAGCUGUAUAUAAAAAGUAUUUUUUACCUUAAAAGCAUGUGCGUCGAUUUUCCUGUUGAGUUUAAUCUGAAUAAAUCUGAUGGAAGAGAGACUGCAAGAAUCAAUUAUAUCACUCCUUGAUUGUACAAAUGAUAAUUAAAUGUGUUUAGAAGACCUUUUUAUGACUAAUGAUUGAAUGAAGCACACGUUUGACUAAAAGGUACAUUGAAAGCUUUGAUUUAAUUAUUCUGGUGAAUUAGAGAAAAACAUUUUUAACCUUUCGGUCUGAAAAAAGAAAAAACACUAACUCACUUAUUAUCUGGAGCUUUGGUUAUGAACUCUUCACUUGUCCUUUUAGUUCACUUGUGUUUCUCAGCACCCAGUGCUGCAUCCUGUGUCUCUUUCCUUUUUUCUUUCUUGAUCUCUCUCUCCCUUCUCAAUCAUGAGAGGGAGCCUCUGGCCCUGCAGAUGUUAUCAGAUGUUGUCUCUUUGAAAAAAGUCCCCCGCUGCAUCACAAACACAGAUGCCUGAGAAGAAAGCACAUCUAUCGUUAAAGCCUUAAUACGAGCAGACGGCUGACAGCACAAGAAAGAGUCUGAAUAUUUAAGACAAUAAAUAACCUGCUCUGUUUGAGGUCAGCUUUAGAUUUGCUUAGCCUUGUGCUGCAACUGCAGAAGAUUGUUUUGUCCUCGCUAUGCAUGCAUUUUGCCACUUUACCUACAUUACAUCUGUUAAGGUUAACAUGAAAUGACAUUCAUAACCCUGUACACUGAAAAAAAAUUGUUGGAGGAUUUACUUACUAUUUUCUCUCAGAAAUUGUUAGUGAAUUUCACUGAUAAUUACAAAGAAAUUGCAAAUAAUACACUGAAUAAAACGUGAAAUUUAGAAGUGGAAAGACUGAAAGAGUAUUUUCUUGUUGAACAUACUCCAAUAUUUUUUAAUAAGUCAAUAAACUUUGAAAACUACUUUGGGAAUUGAUUAGAUUAUGAAAUAUAGGAGUUUUACGCCAGAGUUUGCUGUCAGUUUCAAGAGGUUAAAAUUUGGCUGGUUAGUGUGGAUCUAAAAGUAGCAAUGUUUUCUAACUAAACUGGCUCAAAAAUGUCAAGGAUGACAGAUGGUGUUCUUACUCAAAUCAUUAUUUGACUUUUGAUUAAUGUGCACUAAAUCAUGCACAAUAAGACCAAGAAUGUAUUAAUAAAAUAAAUGGGGUUGAAACUAGUGAUUACAUGUUGACUUCAACGGUUUUAAAUGACCUACGGCAGAUAAAUUAAUUAAAUUAAAACCAAUGGUGAUGUUUGGCAGAUUAGAACUGCCUACCUGUUUCAUCAAUUAUGUCAUGUGAUAUACUGUAUUUUGCCAUGAAGUGACAUUUCAUUUGUGAAAUAUGACUUAAACUUGCUCACUAAACAUCUUUCUGUGUGAUGUGGUGUAAGAGGAUAACUGCAGAACAGAAAUCCCCACAAAAUGGCAUGUGGCACUUGCAUGAUACUUCCUCUUAAAGGUUGCAUUGUUGUUUAUAGUUUACAUUGUGACACAAGCUUUCCUUCGGUUGUGUUACUGAAUAUGUGCACUGAUAACUGAUCAAUUGUUUUUGAAUUUUGAUCAUACUGAUCGGAAAUGAAAUGUCUAUGAGGAUUUAUUUAUGUGUCUGGGGUCCUUAAAAA
Molecule: messenger RNA, 5348 nt
Organism: Onychostoma macrolepis
Lineage: Eukaryota; Metazoa; Chordata; Actinopteri; Cypriniformes; Cyprinidae
Gene: gpr142
Product: G protein-coupled receptor 142
Exons: 3
Coding region: 65-1150 (361 amino acids)
Biological process (GO): G protein-coupled receptor signaling pathway
Cellular component (GO): membrane
Molecular function (GO): G protein-coupled receptor activity
Source: RefSeq, a predicted model, not a curated record